CGAGUACCACCAUUAGCUGUACGCUCAUCAGCGCUGACCCCACACGAUUUCCCACCCAAACAGAUUUGGCAGAAUUGGUGGGGGGUGAUCGCGUCUGCAAGAAACGCUCCCUCCUUCCGUUCUUCUUCCUCGGCCCACCCCACGACGAGGAAAGUCCUAGUUUGAAACGCCGAAAGCGACCCCCUUCUUCCCCGUUCAAAGCAACUGUCCUCCCUUUUUCCUCCCCUUUCCAUCGGUUGCACGCGUCCGAACUCCCAAACACGAAGCUCUGCUUGAUCUCCAGCAUCUAAGCAACCGGACAGAAGGAGGAGGCGGCCCGGUGACGGGGAUCCCAUGGCGCCGGUGGUGUCGGCGCUGGCCAAGUACAAGCUGGUGUUCCUGGGCGACCAGGCCGUGGGCAAGACGGCCAUCAUCACCCGCUUCAUGUACGACAAGUUCGACGACACCUACCAGGCGACGAUCGGGAUCGACUUCCUGUCCAAGACGAUGUACCUCGAGGAUCGCACCGUCCGCCUCCAGCUCUGGGACACAGCUGGGCAGGAGAGGUUCCGGAGCCUGAUCCCGAGCUACAUCAGAGACUCCUCCGUGGCCGUCAUCGUUUACGAUGUGACUGACAGGCAAUCCUUUCUGAAUACGUCAAAGUGGAUCGAGGAAGUGAAUACACAAAGAGGUGGCGAUGUGCUCAUCUUCCUUGUCGGAAAUAAAACUGACAUUGUCGACAAGAGGAAAGUGUCCACUGACGAAGGAGAAGCCAAAGCACAGGAGCAUGGUGCCAUGUUCAUAGAAACCAGUGCAAAGGCUGGGUUCAACAUCAAGCCUCUGUUCCGCAAGAUCGCUGGAUCCCUUCCUGGGCUGGACGCGAUCUCGUCAGCAAAGCAGGAGGACAUGGUCGACAUAAACCUCAGACCUUCCACAGGGUCGUCAGCUUCAGGCGCAAAUGCGCAGGUGGAGCAGAAAUCAGGUGGUUGCUCUUGUUGAGACUUGCAGAGUUUUGUGUUCAGAGAAGCUACAGUAGUAGUAGGGCUACUACAUUUGAGUUAGUACUUUCACAGAGAUUAAGAGUGGGUUUGCAUCCAGUAGUGAUAUCCAUAGGGGAGAGGUAAUUUCUGUGUACAGAUUUGUUUAUCAAGUUGCCAUACAUAACUGUUUUGAAACCCAGAGACAAAAUCUGUGAAGGUAACGGCAGCUAUCUUUUACAAACUGAAUCAAA
Setaria italica (foxtail millet) is the source of this 1210-nucleotide messenger RNA. RefSeq names its product ras-related protein RABH1b. NCBI's taxonomy places the organism in Eukaryota, Viridiplantae, Streptophyta, Magnoliopsida, Poales, Poaceae. The record is from RefSeq and is a predicted model, not a curated record. Gene Ontology annotation, molecular function: GTP binding; GTPase activity. The coding region runs from base 334 to 978 and encodes 214 amino acids. The transcript has 6 exons.